Messenger RNA from Trachemys scripta elegans, 1063 nucleotides. RefSeq names its product hydroxysteroid 11-beta-dehydrogenase 1-like protein B. Lineage: Eukaryota; Metazoa; Chordata; Testudines; Emydidae. Gene Ontology annotation, cellular component: intracellular membrane-bounded organelle. Gene Ontology annotation, molecular function: oxidoreductase activity. Bases 82 to 990 code for a protein of 302 amino acids. The record is from RefSeq and is a predicted model, not a curated record. The transcript has 6 exons.
UCAGAGAGUGGCAUAGGCUGAAAUCAGAUUGUGACCCUCACUGGUUUAAUCACUUGGACAUGAAAGAGCCUGCUGGGUUUAAUGAUUCACUCCAGUGUCUAUCACAGAGCUGAUACAAUGGCUGCAAUCAGACUUCUCCUCUCGCUCCUUGUUGGCCUAUGUGCUUAUUAUUUCUACAGCCAGGAAACCCUAUCUGCAGAACUGGUGCGAGGGAAGCGUGUGCUGGUCACUGGUUCGAGCACUGGGAUUGGGGAACAAAUAGCCUAUGAGUUUGCACGAAUGGGAGCGCACCUGCUCCUCACUGCCAGGAGGGAGAAGCAGCUCAAGGAGGUGGCACAGAAGUGUCUGGAACUGGGGGCGAGUUCUGCCAGGCACGUGGUGUCCGACAUGAACAACUUGACUUCAGCCCAGAAUGUCAUUGAAGAAGCCAGAAACAAACUGGGGGGUCUUGACUACCUGGUUUUGAACCACGUUGGGGGAAGUGGCCGGUUUGGCCCAUUCCAAGGAGACAUGGCAGCAGUGACCAGCUCCAUGACUGUCAACUUCUUGAGCUACGUCCAGCUGACAGUUUCUGCAAUGACCAUGCUACAGGAGUCUCAGGGCAGCAUCAUUGUCAUAUCGUCCCUGAGUGGUCGCAUAGGAGCACCAUUCACCCUCUCAUACAAUGCAGCCAAGUUUGCUCUGGAAGGAUUCUACAGCUCGCUACGCAGGGAGCUGCGCCUUCGCGAGAUCAGUCUCUCAGUCACAGUUGCUGUGCUGGGAUAUAUUGACACAGACAAUGCUUUGAAAAGCGUCGGUGAUAAAAUCACCAUGCAGGCAAAUCCCAAAGAAGAGUGUGCCCGGGAAGUGGUGCGGGCUGGUGUGCUGCGACAUCGAGAGGUCAUAUAUCCUUACUGGGGCCUAAAGCCUCUGCUGCUGCUAAAGGAAUGGAUGCCAGGCCUGAUGGAAAGGCUGCUGGACAAAUUCUUCGUCCUGGAAAAUAUCCUCUAAGCCUCAGGGCAGUUCAGUUUCACAUGGAAGCACAAUAAAAGGAAAACCCUGCUCAAGCAGAGGGGGCAACUGA